Molecule: messenger RNA, 1525 nt
Organism: Anguilla rostrata (American eel)
Lineage: Eukaryota; Metazoa; Chordata; Actinopteri; Anguilliformes; Anguillidae
Product: lymphocyte-specific protein 1-like
Exons: 10
Coding region: 148-828 (226 amino acids)
Source: RefSeq, a predicted model, not a curated record
UGGAGGAGGCAGCUGGAGGCUGAGGCGCAGCUGGAGGAGCUGAGGAAGAGGAGAGAGGAGCGACAAAGGGCCCGUGAGGAAGACGAGCGGAGGAGAGAGGAAGAAAAGCGCCAACAGCUGAUACAGGAGGAGGAGAACAGGAGGCAAAUGAAGGCUGAGAUAGAGAGGAGGCGGAUGGAAGCGGCAGAGAGGAUGAAGAACCUCAGCAUCAAUGAGGGGGAGGAGCCUUUCAGCCCAGUCAUCCCCAAGAGCCCCACCUUCAAGAAUGAGACAGAGGAGAGGGUGACUGCAGAAAACACAAGCUCGAUUAUUGAAAGGACAGAAUCCUUGAACCGGUCCCUGAAGAAAAAUGUGAAGACGCUGCCCACGUUCCAUGUCUCCACGAUCGAUGACAGACUGAAGCAGUACACUCACGCCCUUGAGACGUCAUCCAGAGAGGGCCGGCACACUCUGACUGACCUGCCCCGCUCCCCGGAACCUGUGGCCUCAAAGAAGAGCCUGUUUGAGGCUGGGGAUGCCUGGAGCCAGGGCACCACCAAGAACCAACAGCACAAGGAUGCAGAUGGUCUUAAAGUGGGCAUGGCAGGUAUGGUCUCUCACUGGGUGAAGGAGAAUCCUGAGAGCUGCAGCAGAAAGUUCCUCUCAAAACCAUCUAGUGUCCGAGCUGGUGAUGUGCUGAACAAAAAGAACCUGUGGGAGUCUGUAAGAGCCUCCUCCUCGGGGGGGUCAGCAGAGAAGGGCUCCCUUUGUGGUAAAAGAUACACAUUUGUUGUGACAGGUCAUGGGAAAUAUGAGAAGAUGCCAGUCAAUAGCAGUGGUCAUGAGUAACUGAGUGCAACAUCCACAGGACUGAGCCUUGAAGAGCUCUGAGGGAUGAACAGCCACAAAUAAACCAGGCUUUUUCUUUUUUAAAUGGUUGGUCUUAUCGAUGCUCAUUGUAUGGGUCAGAGAUGCUGGAUGCUGCUCUCGUGCACUCCAGGCCUCUGGUAAUCAUUUACUGUGGCAUAUCUGGAUAAUGCAUAUCUUUGGUGCCGUUUACCAGAAAUUGUUUGAUUUGCCACCACAUUACAGUCUUUGUUCAUCACUGUCAUGAAUUUUACAGAAAUGUGUAAAGCUUUAAAUUUUACUUCUACCCAUUUUUUAUUUCUUUAUUGAGUUUUCGUCUUAAUAUUAUUUGAAAUUAUAUAUUUGGUUAAAACUGGAUAGUCCUAGAAAUCUGUCUAUAUUUGAAUCCUGUGCAUGUUCUUUUUCCCUCAAUUAUUUGAAUAAAUGUUGCUGCAAUUAAAUGUUUGGAUUUACAUUUAAAGCUUGUAUAUAGCCCCUUUUUAAUCAGAAUUUUAAAAAUAUUCACAGAAAAAUGUCCAAUUAUGGAAAUGUGGGAUUAUGGUACUUUGGACUGAAUUACAUUUGUGUUGUAGCUGCAUUAUGACCCAUCAAAAAAGCAUACAGUUUAGAGACUCUUCUUCUUUUUAAUUUUCUAUUUAGAAUUUCAAUGGAUAAGUAAUAAAUAUUUCCACUGAUAAGA